This is a messenger RNA of Capsaspora owczarzaki ATCC 30864, 4476 nucleotides long. RefSeq lists its product as hypothetical. The transcript has 7 exons. Gene Ontology annotation, biological process: regulation of GTPase activity. The coding region runs from base 17 to 4396 and encodes 1459 amino acids. NCBI's taxonomy places the organism in Eukaryota, Filasterea, Ministeriida, Capsasporidae. The record is from RefSeq and is a predicted model, not a curated record.
UUCUGCUAUUUUCGCAAUGGACGUGCUGCUCAAGCAGAAGACGACCCAGUGCAGCCUCCUCCAGCAGCAGGUCGAGGCGCUCAAGCGGGAGGCGACGCUGAAGGACGCGCUUCUCGCUCAGCACGAGAGCGAGAUGGUCCAUCUGCGCACAGAGCUCGACCGCCAGCGCGCGGCGAUGCAGCAGAUGCAGCAGCAGAUGCAGGCACAGCAGAAUGGCGGCAAUCCCGACGCGGGGCAUCCGACGCUGACUCUGUCGUCGCAGCUGCCCUCGUCCGCAUCACUGUCAUCACUCUCGCUCAUCGCAGCCACGGGAGCAGGAGCAGGAGCAGCUGGAGCAGCUGGAGCAGGAUUCAAAAGCCUGGAUCCCAUCCCACCGCUAGCAGCAGGAGCCGCUCCGACUGCGACCACUGUUACCACUACAACAACUGCUGCUACAACUACUACAACAAACACAACGCCUGCUAUGACCACGGCGGCGGCGGCGGCUGCGGCGGCUGGAUCGCUGCUGUUGCUCGGGACAACAACAACAACCAAUCCCAUUCCCAAUGCGAAUGCGAGCGUCAACACGGUGCCGACAAUGAGCCACAGCGAGCUUGGUCGGCGCACGUCGCUGAUUUCGCCGCUCAUCCGCCAAGCAGCGGCGGCGGCGGCGGCGGCUGGCACUGGCACUGGAUCUGCUGCCGUGUCUGCGUCCGCCCCACCGUCCGCCCUUCCGUCUGCGACUGCGACCACUCCUGCUGCCGCCGCUGCUGCUGCUGCUGCUGGAAUGGCUUCAUCAGACACGUCGGGCGUGCCGUCAUCGCUGUCCUUCCUGGCGAACGCGACGGCAGCCGCUGCGAGCCAAGCGCCCAUGAUGAAUGUUUCCAUUCUUCCCACCGCCGCUUCGAAUGCUGCUGCUGCUGCUGGAGUGGACCUGCAGACGGGUGCUUAUGCUGCUGCACUCGCAAGUGCAAGCCCGCCGCUGUCUCCGAGAAUCGAGCCGCGGUUUUUCGUGGAGCUCGAGUGCUGGCUGGACUCGCUCAACCCCAACUUGGAGAGCAGCGGUUUGGCGCGAUCCCGACGACUUCCGCCACCGACGACCAGCGCCAUCUUCCUCAAUCGCGCCGAUCUCGACAUGACCGAGGACUACUUUCGACCUGCCCCGUCGGCUCGGCGGCCGGCUGAGUCGACCCAGCAAGCGUCGGCAGCGUACAACAACGCGGGCAUCAACAAGAGCAAAAUGUCCAUCAUUGGCGAAGCCGCCUCUGGUGCUGUUGAAACGCUCAAAAAGAAGCUGCAACGCAAGGGCGACGAGCCCCGCGCCUUCCAGGCGACAGCCCCGGCUCUGCCAGCGGCACUGGCCUCGACCACGCCCGCCGAAUUGCAAGGCAUUCCCAAACUUGGAUCCUCCAAACCUGAAGACCGCCCCUGGUCGAUUGGCGGCGUUGUGGCAGAGCAGUCUGUGCAAAAGCUGCUCGCUGCUGCUGCGGCUGGGGGUGGUGGGCCCCUCAGCCCAUCUCUGGUUGCGACAGCGUCGCCCUCCCCGUCGUCGCCAAGCGCUGCUACGUCUCCAGCCAGCUUGUCGCCCGUCGCCACCGCCGCGCCACAGGUGCCCUUGCCAAACCCAGAGCACAACUCGCUGACCAAUGCGCUCGCGCGCCGACAAACAACUCCAAAGUGGCUCAUCCGGGCGUGGAUGGCGGGCGGGUUGUGGAACAGACACGCACAUUCUUCGGCUGCCACCGAAGCUGCAUCCACCGCAACCGCAGCCGUGAAUGGGAAGGAAAAGGUCGGUCGGGCAGAAGAAGCUCCAGGCGCUGUCACAGCGGCCGACAAGCUCACACCUUUUGCCUCCCUGCCUGCGAGCAAAGUCAAGUCCCCGAUCCUCGACAUUCUGCUGGCCGACGACAUGGCAAUUCUGGGGCCAUUGUGUGCUGCUGCCCCAGGCGCCGAGUGGGACGAGCUUGCCAAGAGCUUGCUCCGUGUCUACGAGUCGUGCCACUUGUCGUUCUCCUUUUUCGACCGCGUGAUUGCCGAGGUCAUCAGCAACUCGGAAUCGGAAAACACCCUCUUUCGCUCCAACUCGAUUGCGUCCAAGACCAUGUCCAUCUACUGCCGCAUGAUGGGGCGCUCCUACUUGCAGCUGGCUCUGGCGCCCGCCGUGAAGCGAAUUCUGACUCAGCCGGCCCUCAACUACGAGGUCGAUCCGAAAAAGCUAGUUGCUGCACUCAUGCAACAAAGGACUCCAACGACGACGAGUACUGCACCCGGUGCGGCCUCGUCGCUCGACGAUGCACAGCAAGCGUUGCAACAAGUCUUACAACAGCAGCAACAAUUGCAACAACUGCAACAACAACAACAGCAACAGCAACAGCAACAACAGCAAGCACAACAAGCUCAACCUUUGGUCGAGGAACCAAGCCAGGCAACCGUCGACGCCAUGCUGAAGGCAAACAUUGGGCACCUGACCGACGCGUGCUCCACCAUGCUGGAUGAUAUCAUUUCGCACAUCGAUGGCUUCCCGCAUCCCUUCCGCCGCCUCUGUGCCAUUUUGCGCUUCCACGUCGAGCGCAAGUACCCCACACGUGGUCUGUUUGCAGUCGGAUCGUUUGUCUUUUUGAGGUACAUUUGCCCGGCGCUUCUGACGCCCGAGAAAUUCCGCUUUUUGCCCUCCACCGGCGGCGGGGCUGGAUUUUCACGCGAAGACUUGCGAUCGGUGCUCUUGGUUUCCAAAGUGCUGCAAAACCUCGCGAACGGCGUCGAGUUUGGCUCCAAAGAAACGUACAUGAUUCCGAUGAACACAUUCCUUCUGCAUCAAGCGCCUCGCGUGUUUGCAUUCUUGGACGGAAUUUCAUGCGUGCCCGAAGUCUAUCAGCCCAUGACGGUCGAUCUGCCAAUCACACUGAUCGAGGAGUCCCUCGCCCAAAUCCAUUCCGUUUUCGCGUGCUCUGUCGAUGGCCUCGCCACACAACUGGGCAACAAGUCCAUGACUGAAGCCACGUCUGUCGAUUUGUAUGACGAAGUAAUGGUUGCUGCUCGUGCAGUGCGCGGUUGCGACGUUUCGCUCUUCUCGGCUUCGCGCAACGGCACCAAUCUAGCGCGUGCGACUGCUUCCUUCUCGCCGGGCUGUACUUGGAACGAGGCGCUUUCGGUUGAGCCUGGGCCCCAGUCGCCGGUAUCGCCAUCCAACAAGCGCGACUCUGGCGCCCUGUUGCUCGACGCCAGCGUGCCAGAUGUGCUUUCGCCAACGCGCCCGCCAUCUGCCGCCUCUCUCAUGGCGUUAGCUGUUGCCCAAACCCAGUUGCUUUUGCUUGAGGAGUUACUCUUUGCCGAUGAACAAGUCGUGCUCAAAGUCUUCCUCAAGGAAAUGUCUUCGCUGAAAGUCGCCUCGACGGCGCCCUCGGCCACCUCGAUGACAAACACAGCCUCGGCUGACGAUCUGGCCAAGCCUGCGAUCGACUUGCUCGCCUCGCAUGGGCUGACGUGCGCCGUGCUUGGCGAUUUGAUGCGCAAGGAGAUUGGCGUCCGCAUGACGACGCUGAAGGAGAUUAACGACCACAACACUCUGGGCAGUCGAAUGCUGUCGGCGUUUGUCAAGCUCGAGGCGAGUGAUAGUCUCAUGCGCUCCCUGAAGGAUGUCGUCGAAGAGGUGUGCAGGUCAAGCGUUUCCUAUGAGGUUGACCCCGCUCGCGCUGCCCUUUCCGAAAACACGCAAGAGAACAUGGAUCGACUGCUCCUGACUUCGCUCAAGCUUUUGAGUUGCAUUCUCAACUCGCACACCACCUUGCCUCUGUCUGUUCGGAAACUGCUGUACACGCUGUACACUGCGGUGGAAGCACGAUUCCCGAAAGAGGGCGUUGGGUGUGUCUUGCGCUUCCUGUUCCAUAAGUGCAUCUGCCCUGCUAUUACUUCGCCAUCGGCACAUGGCCUUACGGAUGUCAUCCCUAACGUAUUCGCGCAUCGAGCUCUGGUAUUGCUCUCGUACACACUGCGAAACAUGGCGGCCCAGACCAUGUUCAAGGACUCGUACAUGAAUGAAAUGAACAAGUUCAUUGCCAACCAGAAGGAGCUGCUGGAAGACUUUGUUAUCAAGCUUAUUAAUCUGCCGACCCGAGAUGAAGGAAAUGCACCAGUCACCGCCAUGAACUUUUACCGACAGCAGACCGUGAAGGAUGGAAACGAUGUUGAAUCGGCAAUUCCGAUCGACCCAGCUGUCCGUGCGCAAGCACUGCAGCUUGUUGCUCGGCUCAUCGAAGAAAACUCUGCCAAGUUCAAGACCCUUGUUGGAAAGGAGCGCAGUCAACGAAUCUCUUACAAUCUGUUCGACCGAGCAUUGGUUGUGGUACAACUGUGCAAGCCGUCGAGCUCGAGCUCUCUGCAUCCGCCGCCGCCACCCGGCCCUGUGCUGAGUCGAUGAGAAACUUUGGUUUUUGUGUGUUGUGUCCUGAUUACGUUUUCACCGCUGUCAAUUCAAAUGAUCAUAUUAUUCGUUCUGUC